AUGGCACCUAGAAAUUCAAAUGCAAAUGCAAACUUAAAUGAAUCUCACUCACAUCUUGAAUUUUCACAAGAUCCUAACAAUGUGUAUUAUCUCAGUUCAUCUGAUUUAAAUACUACAAAAUUAGUUCCUAUAGUUUUUUCUGGUUCUGGCUUUGCUGAUUGGAAAAGAUCCAUGGUGAUUGCAUUAUCAGCUAGAAAUAAGCUAGGUUUUGUUGAUGGUUCUAUAUCAAAACCAUCUGGAAAUGCAAAUUUACUGAAAAUAUGGACUAGAUGCAAUGAUCUAGUUAUAUCCUGGUUUCUUGCUUCAUUAGAUCAAGUCAUUGCUAGAUCAAUAUUGUAUUUCAAAACAGCAAGAGAGAUUUGGCUUAAUCUUGAAGAAAGAUUUGGUAAUUUUUCUGGAACUGAGUUAUAUAGUCUGCAACAACAACUGAAUGACGUAACUCAGGAAGAAGAUGAAAAUAUUUCAGAGUUUUUUACACAAGAAUCAAAUCUCUAUGGGAUAUGA
This is a messenger RNA of Beta vulgaris subsp. vulgaris (sugar beet), 504 nucleotides long. RefSeq lists its product as uncharacterized. The record is from RefSeq and is a predicted model, not a curated record. Bases 1 to 504 code for a protein of 167 amino acids. The transcript has a single exon. NCBI's taxonomy places the organism in Eukaryota, Viridiplantae, Streptophyta, Magnoliopsida, Caryophyllales, Amaranthaceae.